AAGAAAAAAAAAACAUAAAAAAAACAAGGCUUUCCAAGAAAGAUUCUGAGAAACCCCAACCCCAACCGCCCCCGCGCUUUCUCUCUCGCUCGUGGUCGCGUCGCGGGCAGCUGACUUGGCCAAGAAGAAGCUAGCCUAUCACAACUCUUCUCGAGCUUAUUAAGAAGGCGCUCGCCGCGAGUGCGCCACGCCCAGAAGCCUCUGCCUCGCCGCGACCGCGAACGCGGAGCGCGCGCCCCACACGGAGACGACGCGGCGGCCGCGGCGCGAACGCGCCCUGCAGGUUUGCUCGCGUACGCCGGUGUGGCGGGAUGAUGGACGUCAUGGACACCGAGGAGGCGGUUCACCUCGUGGUCGUCGGGGUGGUGGCCGUGGGGGCGGUCGUCUUCCUCCUCGCCGCCGCCGCCUCGGGGGCGUGCGGUUGCGCCGCCGCGUUCCCGGCCGCCCGGUGGAGGAAGAGGGCGCAGGUGGGCGACGACGACGACGAUGUCGAGAGCGCGCUCGGGGGCGCCACCACGGUCACGACGUACGAGCAGGCGGCGGCGGCGUCGUCGUCUUCGCCGGCGGCAGGGGCAGCGGCGGAGGGAGCGGACACGUGCGCGAUCUGCUGUCAGGAAUACUCCGGCGCCGACAAGGUGCGGCGGGUGGUGCGGUGCAGCCAUUUCUUCCACGCGGGGUGCGUCGACGGUUGGCUCCGGGAGAAGCGGAAUUGCCCGCUGUGCCGCGCCGUGCUGUCGUCGUUGCCGCCGCUUCCCAACCCUGGCUGCCGCCGCGGACGAGCCGCCCCGCCGUGUCCGCCGCCGCUGCCGCCACCGUUGUCGUCGGCUAAUUACUUAUCAGGAUUUUGCAGAUCUCAUUUUGUUUUGGAUUAUUGAGGCCGGUAGAGGAUUACGAGCUAGAGACAGAGUGAGCUGAACUUGGGCACGUCAUUUCCCGGGUGAAAUUAUUGGCGUCAAAGUUUUCGAUUUCUUCUCUACAUUUUCUUUCCAAUUGUAAUGCUUUAAUUUUGCAUCAAUCGUGUGAAAUUUUCAAUUCCCCAAUAUUUAUUAUUCCUACUGUCUCCUUAA
Molecule: messenger RNA, 1067 nt
Organism: Oryza sativa Japonica Group (Japanese rice)
Lineage: Eukaryota; Viridiplantae; Streptophyta; Magnoliopsida; Poales; Poaceae
Product: RING-H2 finger protein ATL46
Source: RefSeq, a predicted model, not a curated record